This is a messenger RNA of Aspergillus melleus, 2819 nucleotides long. RefSeq lists its product as uncharacterized. Gene Ontology annotation, molecular function: copper ion binding; quinone binding; primary methylamine oxidase activity. Lineage: Eukaryota; Fungi; Ascomycota; Eurotiomycetes; Eurotiales; Aspergillaceae. Gene Ontology annotation, cellular component: plasma membrane. The transcript is spliced from 2 exons. Gene Ontology annotation, biological process: amine metabolic process. The coding region runs from base 324 to 2666 and encodes 780 amino acids. The record is from RefSeq and is a predicted model, not a curated record.
GGAAGAACCAAGAAUCACUUCCGAUGCUGAAGGAAAGGGCCUCUACUCCCGAAAAAUUAGACCCAAGUCCCGAUACCCGUCCCCAAGUGCUAUCUCAGAGGACCUAUAUCUGACAUCAUAGACACGUUGUGUGUCGGGAUUGCGCCUUCCAACAGUAGCAUACUCUCUGCUCUUGCCAUCAUUCUGUGCUCAGCGGGAAGGUGUCUUCCUUUUCAAUAUGAUGAACUUUGCCCGAGGCCCUCCCUGGGCUAUUUCUCCAUGUUCCAUAACUCCAACCAUCCUUAACGCAACGUUCUCUCCGGGAAAAAACAGGCAGAUUACCAAUGAUGCGUCUCGUUCUGCUUUGCUUCUUACUCUUCUGGGGCUCUUGUACCGUCCGUGCCCAGGCUGAACAUGACAGUUCAGUGGGUUGGGCGCCGCGUGGCCUCUUUCGCCCUCGCCAGAAAAACGGCAAUCCCCCUUGGAGUCCCCCUGGGAGUGCUGCACGGUGCCCCCAACAUGCUGCCAAAGAGAUUUCUGCCCCCAAAGCCAAUGUUUGGCAGGGGCUAUUGCCUGAGGAAACGGCUUCCGUGGUGGAAUGGCUACAUCAGCAGCCCGAGUUGAAUCUAACUGAGAAGAGUGCUGGAUCCUGGGAUAACUCCAUUGCUCUGGUCGAGCUUUUGCACCCGAACAAGAGCAAAGUCGUGCCCUAUCUCGAUGAUAACUGCACUGCCCCCCUACGGUUUGCCCGUGUCACCCUGGAUAAUCGUGCUACUGUUGACGCGCACUACGCCGAAAUUCGCGUCGGUCCGCUGCCAGUCGAGCAGAAUGUAACGCAAUGGACGCCACUGGGCUUUGACUGGACACGAAAGUCGAAUGGGAAGGUACGCAAUCUGUACGCCGACCUCGCAUCCUUGAGAGAAUGGAUGUACAUCAUUAGCGCUAGCAUUGCGGAUAUCACACUGGAUCUUUGGAACGGCACCGCGCUGGGCCUGGAAAACGACACUCUGGACAUCGCCGGGUUUAACCCUAUGUGGCAGGACGACGACCGCGUCGUGCGUUGGGAUUCUUUCUGGAAUCAACCGACGGACGAAUUCGACGCCCAGAGCCUUCUACCAUUGGGGCUUUUUUUCAAGUCUGAUGUGACCGGUCGCGAUCCUUCACAGUGGGAAUUACAGGGCUGGUUAUAUAACAACAUCUUCUACAACACUACCGACGCUUUUCGUGCGGCCUAUUAUUCACCCGGUUUCGUCAAGCUGGGCGCCAACAUUGAGGGCGACUGGGCUCGCACCGGUCAACACGGCGAGACUUUUCCACAGGACGAGAAAGAGCCCCCCGUGUCGGUGGCUCCGGGAGGCAAUCGGUUCUCGAUGGAUAUAGAGAAACAGUAUGUUACGUGGAUGGAUUUCUCCUUCUACAUCGGCUUCUCGCGCCACACCGGGGUGUCUCUAUUCGACAUUCAAUACCAAGGUCAGCGUAUCCUAUAUGAACUAGGCCUACAGGAAGUAUUGGCCCAUUACGCAGGCAACGAUCCGGUACAGUCGGGCAUGACACCUCUGGACUCCUUCUUUGGAUUUGGGUCGAAUACUUUCACGCUGAUCAAGGGUUUCGACUGUCCCUCCUACGCCACCUAUCUCAACUCUUCGUUCUACUUCAACGAAACGACGCACACUCAUAUUGAUAGUCUGUGCCUGUUCGAAUAUAACGCCGACCACCCACUUCAACACCAUAUCGCCGACGAAUACUCGGGCGCCACCCGCAACGUCUACUUUACCCUGCGCUCGGUGGCGACGGUUGGCAACUAUGACUACAUCCUCAGCUAUACAUUUCACCUGGACGGCUCCAUCGGCAUCGAUGUGCGCUAUUCUGGUUAUAUCAUAGGGGCGUUUUACGCACACAACGACGACUACGGUUAUCAGAUUCACGACGCACUGUCUGGGUCGAUGCAUGACCAUGUCUUGAACUUCAAAGCCGACUUCGACGUGGUCGGUCCGGCUAAUUCGGUGCAGCUAACGUCGGUGGUGCCUGUCUCCAAAUCGUAUGUCUGGUCCGAUCGGCCGCGCAGUACCAUGAUGCUACAACGGUCCCUGAUUGCCACUGAGGAUGAUGGCCGAUUAAAUUGGGAGCCAAAUGGCGCCAAGCAAGUUCACAUCGUCAACCAAGACGCGCCAAACCGCUAUGGAGAGUUUCGUGGCUACCAGAUUUUGCCCGGACAUACAGCGCAUCUCACGGUGCUUAACUCGAGCAACUUGGCGAACGCGGCACACUGGGCCGAGUACGACGUCCAAAUCACCCGGCAGCAUGACUGGGAGCAGCGUUCGGCAUAUCCGCUCAACAACCUGGACGUUCACGAUCCACCGAUCGACUUUGACGACUUCUUUGACAGCGAGAGUCUCAAUCAGACUGACUUGGUCGUCUGGGUGAAUCUGGGAAUGCACCAUGUCCCGAACACGGCGGACCUGCCCAAUACUGUCGUCACAACCUCGCAUUCCAGCGUGCGCUUUGUGCCGGUCAACUACUUCCCGCUUAACCCCAGUCAACGCACUAUUCAAGCGGUGCACAUCAAGUACGGUAAUGGGUCGGCGACAGUGGAGGACUUUGGACAAACGGGAGAGAGUUGCGCAGUACCCAGCAUCGAGGAACAGCUGGAACCGUUGUAUGAAUAUCAAGUGGAUGUAGAGCUCUGAUAGCUGUAUGACCCCAACGGUUAUUUGGUUAUCCUUACAUCAACCCAAAAUUGUUAGCCAGAGGAACCUUCGAUGGUCUUCUUUCAUUGUGCUUGACAUGAAGUAUAGGCACUGCUCCUACAACGGUAGAUAUUGAAGUAUACAAUACACAAG